This is a messenger RNA of Rhinopithecus roxellana (golden snub-nosed monkey), 1315 nucleotides long. Its product is annotated as translation initiation factor IF-2. NCBI's taxonomy places the organism in Eukaryota, Metazoa, Chordata, Mammalia, Primates, Cercopithecidae. The transcript is spliced from 4 exons. The record is from RefSeq and is a predicted model, not a curated record. The coding region runs from base 1 to 963 and encodes 320 amino acids.
AUGAUGCCGGCCCUGGGGAAGUUGUCUUGUCGCGAGGGGAGCUCAGGCGCCUUCUUCCUGGUGCUGCAGACUUGGGCUGGAAGCUCCCGGCCCGAGGGGAGGGGGCGAGGGUGCCCGGUGCUGGCCGCCGUUGCCUCUUGGCCCCCUCCCCGGAGUGGAUGCCGCUGCUUCCCCGGAGGACCGGGGGAGGGGGUGGCAGCCGAGAAAGGACCUUCUCCCCUCCGCAGUGUCGGCCGUUCUGCUGGCGGCGGCUGGGUUUGCACCCCGGAGGGAGCCGCCGCGGCCACUGCUUCCAGGACGCACGAGAGCAGAGGAGAGGAGGGCACGCACGCAGGCUCCCGCCGCCCCCAGGCCUGGCCGGCGCCCGGGCCGCCGCGGCUGGCGGCGCUCACGUUGGUUGCAGGGCGCUCGCGCGGCGCCUCCGCCCGGGUCGCAUCCCUUCCCGCUCGUGCUCGCGCUCGCCCGGAAUGUGAGGUUGUGAUUGUUACUCUACGUUCCGGAGGCGCGUCUCGGCGCUCCUGCUCCGGCUGCGGCUCGCGCUGUCCCCGGCUUGGCCGCGCGGGAUGCCGCCCGGGCGGAGCGCUGACGUCACCGCCAUGCUCUGCACCAGUUCUCCCCCCCUCCCCUUUACACUUCCUCUGUGGAGCCCACUUGUUGCUCCGGAAAGGCGCAUGCGCGGCAGGAUGCCCAGAUUCCUCCCAGCCGGCCCCUCCUCCGCGCCUCCGCCCUCCCCUCCCCCCUCGCCGUGUGUGUACAACAGCUGAGGCCCGGCGAGCUAAUGCUGGAAGUCCAGAGCUGGGGGUGGAAAUUAAACAGACUAUGACCUUUCUUUUUCCUGCCCGGCAUUCCCAAGUAAAAACGCAUUUAAGAACCACUAGCGUCGUUUCCGAUCCCUGCUCCCCACCCCACCCCCAAGCUUCGGCAGUGAAUUUAAAUGUCCUGUUUCAGGAUUUUUCGCCGUGAAUUUCGUAUAAGGAACCCGGGCUUCAACGAUGGAGCUAAAUGAAUUCAGAGUGCGCUACCCUUCCCCCUAGCCGCACUCUAAAAAUUUUGGCUGAACGUCUGAAGAAGAUACGAGCACCCCGAGGCCUUUAAGGAAAACCGUCAACUGGCUGCGCACAGCUGCAGUUGAGGGCAGGGAGGGGUAGGGGCCGGAGAGGCCAAACAGGUGAGUGGUUUUUCUAGAGUUUGAUUUUUAAAAGGUAGGGGCAGCAUUUAAUAAUACUGAUAUCUUUUUGUAAAGCACAGUCGCAGUUUUCAAAGUUAUUUCUGAGGCGCUGUGAUCUCACUCCAUGCUGCCCCAGAAGGCAGAACA